Symbiodinium natans is the source of this 3324-nucleotide messenger RNA. The record is from the annotation of a GenBank genome assembly. NCBI's taxonomy places the organism in Eukaryota, Dinophyceae, Suessiales, Symbiodiniaceae.
AUGCCCAGGCCGACGCCGGCCUCGUGUGAGCUGAGCAGUGCUGAGUCGGAUCUCAGAGGGCAGGGCGGAAAUUGCUGCAGCUCUGGCGGCACGCCCCAUCAUUACCCCCUUCUGGCCGCGCCAGCUGCGGAGCCCGUGAAAGCGGUGGACUUCGCGAAUGAGGCCGUCGCGGUUGUGGAGGUGGAGAAGGAGUGGGAGGGCGGCUUCGGUGACUCCUCCGAUGACGAGGACGUCAGUGCAACGAUCGCCAGACGAGGGGAGGAGCGAAGGCGGCAGCUCAAGCAGCGCGAGGAUGCCGUUGCGGCCACCAGCGCCACGUUCUCAGCCAAAGCCUCCCCCUCUCCGUCCUCGCCGGCGCCAAAGUCGCGGCCGAGCCAGGUCGGUGCUCGGCGAUCCCACGGCGGCUCGGAUACGAUGGACACCUCCGAGUCGAGCAGCUCACACACUCGCUCCCAGAUCCUCGCGCGAUCCAGGAGCUUCAUCCGAAGAGAUCUCAUGGCGAAGUGCUGGAGGGCUACCUUCGGAUGGUACGGUGGCUUCCUCGCUUUUACCCUGCUCCACUUCGGGGACUUCAUCCUCCGCGUGUGGAGCAUUGCCGAGUACAUCGAGCUCGGGCUCAAAAUUCCAGCGUUCGUGUGCCUGGUGCCCUUGCAGGUAAUCGGGGCCCUGCUAUCCAUCUACAUCACGUUUCACGAUGCGGACGUGCUCCUCAUCCUGCACAAUACCUCGGGGUGGCAGAAGGUGUGUGUUGCUGUCCUCUCCUUCAUCUUCCUUGGCUGCUGCCAAAUCAUUCAGGUGAAGCGUGCGUGGUCACGGCAGCUGCACGAUGCAGAGGUUGUGAUCGAGAUGUCUGACAACGACUUGGGCGUUGAGCGGAAGGAGUCCACCUACGACGAGCGGGCGGCCAACGCCUCGAGCCUCCACGACUUCGGGGCGGCCGAGCGCAUCACCCCGGUGGCGCUGCUGACCGGGGUCCCCUUCUUGCUGGUUCACUCCAUGAACUCCGCGGCGUACGUGCAGAUGCAGUCAGGCCACAAGUGGCUGAUCUCCUGGUGGCUCACCACCGUGGUGCUGAUCUUGACAGUCAGCUUCGGGAUUGUGGACAUCGAUGUCUCGGUUUCCUCCUAUGUGGUGAAGCGCUACCAGAUGAACUCCCAGAGCCGGAUCCCUCGCUGGAUACAGCGCCUCUUCAAGCUGCUGCACGUGCUCUUCCGCCUGAGUGAGGUUUGUCUGCGACUCCAAGUGCUGGUGAGCCUGGUCACGGUUCACAACCUUCUCCGGCAGCAGCAGCAAGAGGAGCUGGGGCCCAACAACACAGGACAGAUCGGCAGCACGAGCCAGGAGGUCUGGGUGCUGAUCGUCCUGGUGCUUGCCGACUACUGCGCGAGGGCCCCUUACGCCAUGGCGCAGCUCAAGAAGCUGCUGGGCGACAUCGAGGCGAUGCUGAAGAAGGUGGAUGGGGGGAUCGCCGAGUUCGACUCGCUGAUGGACAAUCACAAGCAUGCAAGCCAGCCGAACCAGCGCGAGAAGUACGAGGAGAACAUGAAGGCCUCCAUCAAGAAGCUCCAGCGUGACAGGACCCAGCUCUCGACCUGGAUCUCCGACAAGGGCGUGAAGGAGAAGUCCGCCCUGUUGGAGGCGCGGUCGAAGAUCGAAGUUCGCAUGGAACGCCACAAGACCUUCGAGCGCGACGUGAAGAAGGGCCUCAACGAAGAGAGGAUGGAUCCAGACCAGGAGAAGCGAGCAGAAUGUAGGGCUUGGAUACGUGAAAGCGUGAACCAGUUGCUACAGGAGAUUGAUGAGUUCACAGCGGUCAUCGAGCAGCUUCAGGCGAAGAAGGCAUCGAAGAGCUCGAAGGAUGAGUCUCACGCAGCCUUCAACAAGAGAAUGCAGGAGUCCCACCGAUGGCACGUCAACAAGCUUGAGCAGCUCUUGCGAAAGGUGGACAACCAAGAGAUCGACCUCGAAGCCCUCGACGACUUGAAGGACAUGCUGGAAUGCUACCUGGACCCGGAUCAGAACAGCCGGACACCGGAGGCCUUCCAGGCGUUCGAUGACAUCUACAACGACUUCCGCCUUGAGGAGGUCCAGGAUUACCUCGCUCAGCGCGUUCCGAGUCAUAAGGACGAUGAUCGGGACGAACGAGAGGAGCCCAAGAAGGAGGAGGCCAAACCCAAGGACCCUCCGAAGCACAUGCCCAAGCCCGCGCCAACUGUCUCGGUGCACCCGGUGCACAAGCCUGUGGUCGAGGAGAAGGCAGAAGAUGCCACUUCGAGCAGCGCUCCAGCAAAGACGGCAGCCCCUAAGCAGAUCGCGACCAAGGCGGCGACUGCGGCCGCAGCAGUGAUGCAGUCAGCUGCACCGCCCACGCCUUCGAACAUGCCAUCCCCACCACAGCAACCACAGCCGGGUCCUCCACCAGGUGUGGCUCAAGCGGGCCCCCAGGGCCCAACUCAGCCCCCUCCCAAGCAGCCACCACAGGUGGUGCAAGGGCAGCCGGACUUGGGUCUGCAGGCGGUGGCCAGUGCAGUCCCGCAACCCAGGCCCUUCUCUCCGCCCACACGGCCGCCCACCACCACAGCCUUACCCAACCCCAACCCAUUUGAGCCGCCCAGCGUGCCGCCGCCCCCGCCCACACAGCCAGCGGCAGGCGCCCAGCCAGGACCCAAGAAGCCGCCGGUGCUAAACCGGGCCCCGCCCAGCGAGGCACCGCCGGCUCAGCCACAGGAGCAGGUGCCUGCCAUGCCGGCCGUGCCUGCCAUGCCUGCCGUGCCAGUGCCUGCUCCAGCUCCGGCAGUAGCGCCACUUCCUGAUGCGAAUCCGGGAUUGCCGGCGGCCACGCCGGCGGCGUAUGACGUUCCACCCCUCACCAAGGCGCAGGAGAAGGCCCACGCUCUUCUGGAAUCAUCCGCACGGCACAUGCCCCAAGCCACGGAUGUGCGAAGGAAUAGGAAGUAUCAGCCGCCGAACCCUUACAUCCACGCAGACGCGCAAAGUCAGCCCAUGUACCCUACGGAGACGAUGCGGACUUUCGAUGAUCCUGCGCUUUACGAGAGGUUUGACCAGGACACGCUCUUCUGGUCCUUUUACUUCCAGCAAGGGACCUAUCAGCAGUACCUCGCCGCCAAAGAGCUCAAGAAGCUGUCCUGGCGCUAUCACACCAAGUACCUCACGUGGUUUCAGAGGCAUGAGGAACCUCGGUUGACAGCACCAGACUUUGAGCGUGGAACUUACGUGUUCUUUGACUUCGACGGCCAGUGGCAGCAGCGAAUCAAGGCCGAUUUCACUUUCGAGUACGCGUGGCUGGAGUCUGGAGAGAUUUGA